This is a messenger RNA of Hyposmocoma kahamanoa, 1755 nucleotides long. RefSeq names its product homeobox protein HMX3-B-like. Gene Ontology annotation, biological process: regulation of transcription by RNA polymerase II. The transcript is spliced from 3 exons. NCBI's taxonomy places the organism in Eukaryota, Metazoa, Arthropoda, Insecta, Lepidoptera, Cosmopterigidae. The coding region runs from base 1 to 1041 and encodes 346 amino acids. Gene Ontology annotation, cellular component: nucleus. The record is from RefSeq and is a predicted model, not a curated record. Gene Ontology annotation, molecular function: DNA-binding transcription factor activity, RNA polymerase II-specific; RNA polymerase II transcription regulatory region sequence-specific DNA binding.
AUGGAUUCGCCGAUAUCAUCGCACGACGAGCGCGACAUCGAAGUCAACGUGGUCUCCGGUGCCAGCAGCCCCGACAUCACCUCUUCGCCUUCCAGAAAAGACCAGAAGAGCCCAUUCUACGAUUUGAAGAAGGAUAAAGAAGAAAAGGCGACUGGCAGUGCGCCAUAUACGAGUUUCUCUAUAAGCUCUAUUUUGAAUAGAACAGAGCCUAGAAGGGAUUCGAAUGUACUGGAAGCUGCGUUGACUGCGAACCAUUUUGGGAGUAACGAUGCUAUGCUUUCGAGGCUUGGUCUGAUUUCGCAAUGGAGCGCUUUGGCCGGGAGGUACGGAGGGCUGGUGCCGGCACCGUGGUACUGGCAGAGACCCCAGGAGAGGACCACCCCUCCUAGAGAAGACUCAACAACCAACGAAGAAGGUUCCGCCGGGGGUUCACCGCGACCACGAAGCCCCCCGCGUGCCCCUACACCCCCCUCUCCAUCGAGAUCAUCGCCCUCUCCUCGAUCCCCACGCCUUCAUCCCGCGCUUUACCCUCAGCAACAAGACGCUAAUGAUUCAGACCCAGAUGUCGACGAGAGCGAUGACUUCGAUAAAGAUGAAAAGAGAGAUCCUAACGCAAACCUCGGUAAACGAAAGAAGAAAACACGAACUGUUUUCUCCCGCUCUCAAGUAUUCCAACUAGAGUCUACAUUUGAUAUGAAACGGUACUUAAGCAGCUCUGAACGCGCUGGUCUUGCUGCUAGUCUUCACCUGACAGAGACACAGGUGAAGAUCUGGUUUCAGAAUCGACGUAACAAGUGGAAGAGACAGCUGGCUGCAGAGUUGGAAGCGGCAAAUAUGGCCCACGCAGCACAAAGGUUGGUCCGCGUACCGAUUUUGUAUCAUGAAUCACGACCAACAUCAAUCCCGCACACUCCUUUGCCGAAUUAUCCGCAGUUUUCGAAUGAUCCUGGAGUAUAUUUCCCACCACAAGCGCCGCAGCAACUUCAGCCUCUUCCACCUUCUCCAGUGACGUCACGAGCCCCUCUAUCAAGCCUAGUGUAGUGUUCGCUCGAAUCCGUCCGUAGGACUGACAACGCAGCAGACGGAUUUUAAACUUGAAAUGAAAGAACUUCGAACGCGAUAUAGUUUGUGUUCAGUUUUUGAAAGACUAGUCAUAUCAAUUGAGUGUCGAAUGCCAAAUCGUUCAAAUGCGUAAGUGUAUGGAAUUGUAUUUUAGCGGUAAUUUGUCCUUAAAUUGAUUUAUUGAAAUUUUGAUUAGAUACUGGCAGGUAAGAAAUGCUAGAGAAAAUUCUUCUAUUAGUAAGGGCUGUACAAUGAAUUCUUUCGAAUCGCUUUGUCGUUAACGUAUAUAACGCGUUUUCGAUAGAAUUCGUAGAGUUAAAUUAAAUUUAAAAAACCUCGAAUGUCGUACAAAAAUUUGUCAUUCCAUGUUGUAUAUACAAUUGUAUAUAAGAAUGUUUUAAUUAAUAUUUCUCUUGUAUUUAUUCUAGUUAAGACCUAGUUAAUAAUGUAAAUAUUAGAUAUUCAAAGAACUGAUUAUGCUUCUUAUUGUAAGAUCUUUGAAUUUGCCCGCAUUUAUGUUAUAUAGUUAACAAAUAAUAUUCUAUUAUCUUUAUUUCACCAAUUGAAAAUGCGCAAAAUCUUGUAAUUCAUAAUUUUUUGAAAGUGCAAAAAAUUAUUUGUAUUUACAUUACUUAUUGUUAUUCUGUUUUGUCUUAUUUUAUAAAAUCUUUUUUAUGGGUUCCUGUCCCGAAC